Molecule: messenger RNA, 952 nt
Organism: Anarrhichthys ocellatus (wolf-eel)
Lineage: Eukaryota; Metazoa; Chordata; Actinopteri; Perciformes; Anarhichadidae
Gene: hspa14
Product: heat shock protein 14
Exons: 8
Coding region: 46-783 (245 amino acids)
Molecular function (GO): ATP binding; ATP-dependent protein folding chaperone
Source: RefSeq, a predicted model, not a curated record
UGGGCCACAUGCGCGUGCUGCACAGCCCUCUGAGUUCUUUCCAGCAUGGCGGCCAUAGGAGUUCAUUUCGGAUAUACUUGUGCUUGUGCUGCGAUAUUUAAGGAUGGGCGGGCUGAUGUGGUGGCUAACGACGCAGGAGACAGAGUGACUCCAGCUGUGGUGGGCUACAGAGAGACAGAGCAGAUUGUCGGCAUCGCAGCAAAACAAGGACGGGUCCGCAACGCUGCCAACACAGUUGUCAAAGUGAAACAAGUGCUGGGGAGAAGCUUCGAUGAUCCAGAGACACAAACCCACAAAACAGAGACCAAGUGUCAGGUGGUCAACAGACAGGAGAAGCCUUAUUAUGAGAUCACAGCGGGAGAUCACCCAGAGUAUGUCGCUCCAGAUGAUGUUGCAAAACUCAUCUUCCACAAAAUGAAAGAAACGGCUCAGUCGGCUCUUGGCUCCGAUGUCACCGAGGCGGUCAUCACUGUCCCUUUCGAGUUUGCACAUGCUCAGAAGCGCUCGUUGAGGGAGGCAGCUGAAGCUGCAGGCUUCCAUGUGCUGAGGCUGAUCCACGAGCCUGCUGCGGCUCUGUUGGCCUAUAACAUAGGACAGGAGUGUUCUUCUGGAAAGAGCCACGUCGUCGUGUACAAGCUGGGCGGGACGUCCCUGAGUGUGACGGUGCUGCAGGUCAACGGAGGAGUGUUCCGGGUCCUCAACACCCACACCGACCACAGCAUCGGAGGAGAGAGCUUCACCCAGGCGUUGGCCCAGCACCUCGCCGCCGAAUUCAAACGGUAGCUACUGUGUUUCUUUCUGCUGCUCCCCGAGACUCUCAUCACACUCAGUCACUCGUUUUCUAUGAUGUGUAACACACUUAUAGGAAUAGUUUGGAGAAACGGAUAGGAGUACCAGCACGGGAGCAAAGCAAAAUGUAUUUCAGUUUAAGUGUACGCCACAUUUAGAAUAU